ACCCACCACCCCAAAAACCUCUCUAAUUCCUUACUUUGCUUCAUAUUGACCUUUCCUCUUCCCCACUUCUCCUCAGAUGCUCUCCAUCAACCAAAUUAGAGACCAGUUUCUCUUUCUUAACAUCUGUCUUCACUCCAAACCCCAAAAACCUCCAUUCCGUCUCACCUAAGAAAUGAGCAACCACCGAACCCACUUAACAGAAUCCGGUCAAAAGUCACCGGGUUCCAGUCAAAAUUUGCCUGAGUCUGGCCAAAAGGCGCAUGAACCGGGGCACCAGCAGCUAAAGCCAAUAUCUGGUCAUCGAUAUCGCUCAUCCGACAUAGUACUCCGGAAACCUCCACCAACCAAUUUCUUUAUACGGUGCGGUGCAGUUUUCUGCAUAAUUUUCAUCAUUCUUCUCAUCCUUGGAGGGAUCAUCACUCUGGUCAUAUACUUAGUCAUAAAACCAAAGCACCCAUCUUUCGAAAUCUCGAGUGCCACCCUUAACAGCCUCUAUAUCGACUCCCCUCAAAACCUGAACAGUGAUUUCACUUUCCUUGCCAAUUUCUCUAAUCCCAAUCGAAAAAUUGACAUCCAGUAUGAAUAUUUGAGCUUGGAUUUAUACUUUGGAGACACCCUUAUUGCUACUCAGGCCAUUAAUCCUUUCUUUCAGAAGAGGGGGGUGUUGAGCUUGGCUUCUGUUCAGAUGAUAUCAAGUGAGGUUUAUUUGAGUCAGAGCUUGGCUAAGGAACUUAGGAAUCAAAUUCAGAACAACAGGAUCACCUAUGAUAUUAGAGGAACUUUCAGAACCAGGGCUGUUUUCGGUAUUUCACAUUUCACGUACUGGUUGUAUGGGCGUUGCCGGAUUGUGCUUACAGGACCUCCUAGUGGUAUUAUUGUUGCUCGGUAUUGCAGAACAAAGCAAUAGAGAUGGUUUCACACACUUUCGUUUUUUGUGUCUCUCUCUUUGAAUUUUGUUUAUCUCUUGAUUUUUUUGUUCCCUCAUAGUUUUCUAUUUAUUUCAGUUUAGCGAAGUGGCUCGCUUUUGUUGUGAGGCCCGUUUUAGAUAUGUUUAUCUGCCUUCUCUGUACUUGUAAAAUUCUUUUGGUUGUAAAGAUCAGCGUCUU
This is a messenger RNA of Amborella trichopoda, 1106 nucleotides long. Its product is annotated as Late embryogenesis abundant (LEA) hydroxyproline-rich glycoprotein family. The record is from RefSeq and is a predicted model, not a curated record. Gene Ontology annotation, biological process: defense response to other organism. Gene Ontology annotation, cellular component: plasma membrane. Lineage: Eukaryota; Viridiplantae; Streptophyta; Magnoliopsida; Amborellales; Amborellaceae.